CCCGAUUGCGGUGCUGUUCCAUCCCUCAAUGCAACAAAGGCCAUUGUGGCGGAAGGUCUGAGGGCCAGGAACGUGAAGAGGAUGUCCCCCCUAGUAUGAUGGCGGCUGGGGCCAUAUGCAGGCAUGUCUUGGCCGGCCUUGGCACCUUUCCCCAGCAGGGAACAAGAGACUGCGCCCAGAGCCUCACCACGUCACUUGUACCGCUCUUUGUCUGGGCAGCGUGGCCGAACAGACCUGAUGGGACCGUAGGGCACUGCGCUGGCUGGCCCCAGCGGGUUCUCCUGCAGGGAGCGCACACGAUCAGUGGUGGUGAUCGUGACUUGGCAGCACCUCGGGCUUGCCGACCCUCUCUUGGGAUUCUAGACUCUCUUGACCUACUUAGCUGGUGCUUGAUCCACUUCCCAGCCGGCUCAGGAUAUCCGUCCUUGUGCCACGCGAGAUGUCAGCACCAAAAUGACUGACCAUAACACGUCAACAUCGCCCUCGCAGUCCAAUGAUGUUGUUGUCCAGCCUGACAAGCCACAAUCGAGCCGGAAACACGCCCCCAAGUUCGAGAUAGACUUCACCGCGACCAGCGACGACAAUGUUCUCGACAAUCCUUUCGCCUUCGCCCCGGGCCACCUGCACAAGCUCGCCGUCGCGCGGAGUGCCCUCGCCCUCCAGGCAUUCGGGGGGCUGAGUGGGCUCGCCUACGGCCUGCGCACCGAUGCCGCGUCCGGGCUGAGCCUAGACGAGGACGUACUGGAGGGCCUCAUCUCUCCUCAGAGCGUAUGCAAGGAGAGCAGCAGCAGCAUCCUCACCCCGGACCCCAAGCUGCAGGUGCAGCACAAUGACGCGCCGCGCCGCCGAAGCCAUAGCGAGGGAAUCCACGGCCUUGCUGAGCAGCUUCGCCUCGAGCGCGUGGAGAAUAGGGGUUACUCGGACCGACGACGCGUCUUUGGGGAGAACAAACUCCCCCCGCCGAGGCAGAGAACGUUCCUGCAGCUCUGCUGGCUGGCCAUGAACGACAAGCUUAUCUUCCUGCUGAUGGCAUCGGCGACUGUGUCGCUGGCCCUUGGUAUAUACCAGGCCGUCCAGAUCCAGCAAAAAGGAGGCAAGCAGGGUUCGAGCCUCGAAUGGGUCGAAUCUGUCACUAUCGUCGCAGCCAUUAUUUUGAUCAUUCUUGUGCAGGCGUUGAACGACUACCACAAGAACUACAAGUUCCAGAAGCUCAACCAGAAGAAGGAGGAGCGGACCGUCACGGUCAUGCGGUCAGGAAAGCAUGUAACGAUCAGCGUGUUUGAUCUCCUCGUGGGAGAUUUGCUCCGCGUCGAGGCCGGUGAAGUCGCCCCCGUUGAUGGCGUGCUGGUGGAUGGGUUCGGCAUACAGGCUGAUGAAAGCCCAAUGACGGGUGAGUCAGAUCUGGUUGAAAAGACCCCAGCGGCCUACAUCCACGACGCAAACCGGAAGAGCGGCGGCAGGGAUCUGGAUCCCUUCAUAUUUGCUGGAACCCGCAUUGUCCACGGCGUCGGGGAUUUUCUCGUCGUUGCGGUGGGACCGCACUCUACACAUGGAAGAAUGCAGCUUUCCCUCCGGGCGGAUGUCGAGGAAACGCCGCUGCAGCAGAAGCUUGGUCGCCUUGCCAAAUACCUCAUUUUCAUCGGUUUUGGUAUUGGUAUCAUCUUCUUCCUGAUUCUGUUUAUUCGUUGGCUAGUGCAGGUGGGAAGAGGUGACUUGGACCACCUCACCCCCCAAGAAAAAGGCGAGGAGUUCCUGGAUAUCUUCAUGCUCGCAGUAAAUCUGGUUGUCAUAGGCGUCCCAGAGGGUCUAUCGCUCGCUGUUGCUGUUGCCCUUGCCUUUGCAACAACUCGAAUGUUGAAGGACAACAACUUGGUGAGGCUUCUCCGGUCUUGCGAGAUCAUGGGAAACGCUACCACGGUCUGCUCGGACAAAACUGGGACACUGACGACCAACGACAUGACUGUGGUCACGGGAGUUGUGGGAGAGUCCCAAUUCAGCGACGAUGCUGGCACGCCUCCGACUGAAUCCGAAGAAAUCAAGGUCCAGAGUUCUGCCAGGCUGGCGGAGAGUCUCUCGAAAGACGUAAAGGCGCUCCUAAAGCACAGCAUUGUGCUCAAUUCCACGGCCUUUGAGGGCGAUGGCGCUGGAACAGGGGAUUUCGUCGGAUCAAGCACGGAGACUGCUCUUCUCAAGUAUGGCCGUCAGCAUCUUGGCCUGGGACCGGUAACAGAGGAAAGAAGUAACGCGAAUGUGGUUGAGCUGUUCCCUUUCAACUCUACGCUGAAGUGGAUGGCUUGUAUGGUCAAGCUGGACGACGGCAGGUACCGAAUGCUUGCCAAGGGUGCAGCAGAGGUGGUUGUAGGGAACUGUUCGACAACUAUCAAGGACCCCUAUGAAGGUUUGACGACAACUGAUAUGACCGCUGCCAUGCGGGAUCGACUGGCCCAGUUGACAAGGACAUAUGCCGCCAACCAGCUCCGGGUGAUUGCACUCGCAUACCGAGAUUUUGACACGCCUCCGAUGAGUGACAAGGGAGGAAGGCCGGGCAAGACGGAGGCAGUGAACUUCACCAAUCUCUUCAGCGAGAAGAUGACAUUCCUCGGUCUCUUCGCCAUCCGCGACCCGCUGCGGCCCGAGGUGAUUGAAUCUGUGCGGCAGUGCAAGGAUGCCGGGGUGUUUGUCAGAAUGGUCACCGGCGACAACUUCCUCACGGCAAAGUCCAUAGCCAUCGAGAGCGGAAUAUAUACCGCUGGUGGUAUUGCGAUGGACGGGCCGACGUUCAGACAGCUUAGCGACGAACAGCUUGAUCUUGUGAUUCCAAGAUUACAGGUCCUGGCUAGGUCGAGCCCGGAAGAUAAGCAAGUGCUUGUACAACACCUGAAGCGCAUGGGUGAAACAAUCGCUGUAACAGGUGAUGGAACCAAUGAUGCUCCUGCGCUGAAGGCGGCAGACGUCGGAUUUGCUAUGGGGGUCUCGGGGACCGAGAUCGCAAAAGAAGCCAGCUCUAUUAUACUGCUCGACGACAACUUCCGCAGUAUAGUUCGAGCCCUUGCUUGGGGCCGUAUGGUCAACGAUGCCUCAAAGAAGUUUCUACAGUUCCAACUUACAAUCAACAUUACUGCUGCUGUUCUGACUAUAGUCUCUACCCUUGUGGCUGGACCGGACUCGUCUAUUUUCGCCGUCAUUCAACUGCUAUGGCUGAACCUAAUCAUGGACAUUUUCGCCUCACUAGCCCUAUCAACCGGGGACCCCAGCCGAGACGCGUUGAAAAGACGUCCCGAGCCUCGAAAUGCAUCGAUCAUCUCUAUACAGAUGUGGAAGAUGAUUCUGGGACAGACUAUCUACCAGCUCACAGUCAUCUUUGUGCUUCAUUAUGCCGGUCACAAGUUCUUUCCCACUUCUACCGACUACGAAAGGACCCAGCUCCAAACCUUUGUCUGGAACACGUAUAUGCUGAUAUGCCUGUUCAACCAAUCCAACUGUCGACGUGUAGAUAAUAACUUACACAUCUACGAGGGAAUUCUCCACAACCCCUGGUUCCUAGGGGUACAAGCUCUGACCAUUGCUGGUCAAGUGACCAUCGUACUCAAAGGCGGAGAGGCAUUCCAAGUUGCACCCAUUACUCCCGCUCAGUGGGGCUUCUCGAUCCUGUUUGGCUUCCUGGUCCUCCCUAUUGGAGCAUUAAUAAGACUAGUGCCUGACCAGAUCGUGGUCGUGAUCGCUCACAGACUCUCACCCCUUUUGACACCGAUCAGGAUGAUAAGGAAGAGGAAGGCUGAAAAGAAGAAAGCCAAAGCCAAGGAUGCGGAGAAGAGCGAAGAGGAGAGAGAGCCCGCCGGUGAGGAGUAUUACGACGAGAAGGACGAGGAGCGCCGAGCAAGACGAAUGCAGUGGCGUUGGGUCAAGGCUACACUCGCGGGAGACCAGGAGUUCUUCGAAGAUUUCCUACACUUGCAUCACGAGGGGGAACAGCGCGCGGAAGCAUUCACCAGAAAGAGUAGAACAAGCCGAACACAGGCGCUCAGUGCUAGAGCCGGCUUGGUUUCCGCCGGGCUUGCAGCUGCUGGGGUAGAUGUGAAGCACCACCGACUCGUUCCCAGGACAGGUAUCUUGGAAGGCCCCCCGCGGCCCGAAGCUUCGGGAACGACUGCUGAAAGUACACCCGUGGAUAUUCAGCAGGUCAUCGACAUUGUAAGGCGGAACCCCGAGGACUGUCCAUCCGGCUUGCAGAUUGAGGUGCAUAGUGGCACUUCACAAGAAGAUCCCGUGCUGCCGGCAAGGGAGGUAUUGGAUAGUAGUACACCUCCCAGCCAGAACCCGAACUAUAUGAGGUUCGUAGACGGCUGGUCAUGGUAGCAAACAAGAUGCAGAUAGCAGCUCCAUGGUUCAAAUUCAAUUUAUAAGGC
Messenger RNA from Diaporthe batatas, 4406 nucleotides. RefSeq lists its product as uncharacterized. The transcript is spliced from 4 exons. Gene Ontology annotation, molecular function: P-type calcium transporter activity; ATP hydrolysis activity; ATP binding. Gene Ontology annotation, cellular component: membrane; intracellular membrane-bounded organelle. Bases 454 to 4356 code for a protein of 1300 amino acids. Gene Ontology annotation, biological process: calcium ion transmembrane transport; intracellular calcium ion homeostasis. The record is from RefSeq and is a predicted model, not a curated record. NCBI's taxonomy places the organism in Eukaryota, Fungi, Ascomycota, Sordariomycetes, Diaporthales, Diaporthaceae.